Molecule: messenger RNA, 1482 nt
Organism: Trichoderma virens Gv29-8
Lineage: Eukaryota; Fungi; Ascomycota; Sordariomycetes; Hypocreales; Hypocreaceae
Exons: 4
Coding region: 1-1482 (493 amino acids)
Molecular function (GO): ATP hydrolysis activity; ATP binding
Source: RefSeq, a predicted model, not a curated record
AUGAUUGUGGAUAGGGGCACAGAGUCGUUGGAUCACCAAUACCUCUGGAUGGCCUUUCGACCGGGUGAUCUUAUCUAUGUAUCGGCCAAAAGCCACGAAGAUGAACGGAUCUAUCGGCUCAUUUCAAUGGAAUAUAAAGGAGGGUUUAUCUCUACUUUCGAGCUCAUUUGGUCUAUCAAAGCGCUUUGUAUCGUUUCAGAUGGUGACAAGUUCAGAGAGUAUGAAGUUGAGUUGACGAUCGACCAGUUUAAUGGUAUCCGCCGGCUUCACACUCUACCAAUAUUCCCAUUGAAAUACCAUCCGGAAGCAACACGUAUCCACGCGCAGCUGCUGGAGCGAGGCAAGAAAUUCUGUCGUCUCUACAGCUCGCACUACCGCCAGUACAACGGUAUAGCCGAAUUGUCGACAAUGGUACGUACUCCAACGGUCAACGGCCGCAUUAUCAUUGACCCUAAGGCCUUCUCCCAAGCACGGCCAGCAGAGAAGUUGUACAUCCCUGCUCGUAAUAAAUUCUUCAACCCAGAAAAAGGCGACCAUCUGCGCAUGAGCGAUGAUGAAUAUACGAUAUGUAACAGUCAGGUUACCGGAUACUCACUUGGCAAUAAGAAGUGGGGCUAUUUCAGAGUCGACCUUAUUGAUGAGGUUGUAUUUAACGAGAUGGCUUUCGAUUCACUCAUCCUAGGUACCCAACUCAAGAAGCAGAUCCAAUCGCUAGUGCAGAUCCACAGCCACGAGGAGCUGAAAUUCGACGACGUCAUUCGAGGCAAGGGCAAGGGCAUUGUUUUUCUCUUGCACGGCGAACCGGGCGUGGGUAAGACACUUACAGCGGAGAGUGUGGCGGAUAACACCCGCAGGCCGCUAUUACGUCUGGAUGCCUCAAGUCUCGGGACGACAGCAGAGUCAGUGGAAAAGGGGCUGAUGGCUGCUCUUCGCUUUUCAGAAAAGUGGAAGGCCGUGGCUCUCUUGGAUGAGGCUGACGUCUUUCUCACUCAGCGCAAGGCUACAGAUCUCGAGCACAAUAGUAUCGUGUCAGUCUUUUUGCGCGUGCUGGAAUACUACGAAGGCAUUCUAUUCCUUACAACCAAUCGUGUUAGCCACUUCGACAGCGCCAUCAAAUCACGCAUCCACCUCGCAAUUCACUACCCGAAACUAUCUCGAACUAGCCGUCAAAGCUUAUGGCACCUCUUCCUAUCCCGUUCUUCUGCAGAAAGCGUGGAUUCUCUAAAGGCCGAUGGCACGCUAGAUCGGAUUGCCGACGAGGAACUGAAUGGUCGGCAGAUUAAGAACGUAGUGCGACUGGCAUACUCGCUAGCAUUGAGUGAGAGUUCAUUAAUCAAAGCUCAUCAUAUUAACAUCGCUCUUGAACCGAUGAAGAAUUUUGAGAAAGACUUUAAAACUGGAACCGGGGAUUUUGAGAGGCAGAGAGCUGUCACUGACUCGGACGAAGAUCAAGAACGGCCUACUAAACGUCGUCGGCACUAG